UUCCUCCAAGAUAUUCCAAUAAAUCAGACAGUGAGAAUUCAGAGCAAAUUGCUAAUAUUAUUCAGUAACUUCUUGCCAUUGUCCUCUCUGUGCCACCACAAUUCACAAAGCAGCCGCGGGAUCCGUGGAUAACAAAGGUAAGGUGAGAUUCGUAUGGUUGGAUAAUGCAAUGGUGCUCCGGAGAUGCAGCCAUUCGCCCUCCCCUUCUCUUCCUCUUCUUAUUCCCUCUGCCAUGGCAUAUAAGCGUAUUCGAAGAGGAGUGGAUUCGUAAAGUCGGUGCCUUGGCGAGGAGAAAUGGCGGUCGCUAUGGCUUCUGGGAGCCUCCGCCUUAACCCUAACCCGCGGGUGGGAGAGUGCUGCUUGCCGCCUUCGCUCCGGUGCUGCUCCGUCCGCUUCUCCACCCCUUUUGGAGCUCCAAUCCCUUCAAAAAUCAGGUUGCAUUCUGAUGCGACCAUAACUACUCCUAGAGCAGCAUCUCCAGCAGCUGUUGAGGAUGACAGCUCUAGUGAGACUGACACAAUUCCUACUCCUAAAGUUAUCAUCGAUCAGGAUUCUGAUCCAGAUUCUACUAUCGUUGAAAUUACGUUCGGUGAUCGUCUAGGAACUCUUCUAGACACUAUGAAGGCACUAAAGAAUCUAGGGCUCAAUGUUGUCAAGGCUAAUGUUUGCUUGGAUUCUUCCGGGAAGCACAACAAGUUUGCAAUAACUAGAGCGUCUACUGGUCGCAAAAUCGAAGACCCGGAAUUGCUAGAAACAAUCCGCUUGACAAUUAUAAACAAUUUGAUUGAGUAUCACCCAGAGUCGAGCAGCCAAUUGGCAAUGGGAGCAGCAUUUGGAGUUGAACCUCCAUCGCAACAAGUUGAUGUGGAUGUUGCUACCCAUAUAGAUGUUUAUGAUGAUGGGCCUGAUCGUAGCUUGCUCGUUGUUCAGACAGCAGACUAUCCUGGGUUGCUGGUUGAUUUGGUCAAGAACAUCACUGACAUAGACAUUGCAGUCCAGUCGGGGGAGUUCGAUACUGAGGGGUUGUUGGCUAAGGCCAAAUUCCAUGUCAGUUACAGAAACGAACCAAUCAAGAAGCCUUUGCAACAGGUUCUCUCGAACAGCUUGCGUUACUACUUGACAAGACCGACGACAGAGGAGGCAAGCUUCUAGGCUUUUGCAAAGAUGUGGCGUAUACAAAGGUAUAAACUUCAUUUCCAUGUUCACGUGGCACAUUACAUGAUCUGAAUCUUCCAAGGGGAAAGUUGGCAUCUCAUCUUCGCAUCGGACCAAACUGAGAUGUACGCAACCAAAAAAGUCUCAAUCUACAAUGAAACUAUUUCCGAAGGUAGCAUAAAACAAUAUUUAAGAAUCAGUUGAGGAAGUGUGGUUAUAAGGUAUGAUUUGACGACUCUAACUGAUGCUCCAAUGAUGUUUUAACGAGUCCCCAAUUAUGAUUCAUGUUUUAACCUUCCAAUGAUUUUUCAAUGAUGAUCCUUUUGUA
Messenger RNA from Zingiber officinale, 1483 nucleotides. RefSeq names its product ACT domain-containing protein DS12, chloroplastic-like. The record is from RefSeq and is a predicted model, not a curated record. Lineage: Eukaryota; Viridiplantae; Streptophyta; Magnoliopsida; Zingiberales; Zingiberaceae. Bases 295 to 1152 code for a protein of 285 amino acids. The transcript is spliced from 11 exons. Gene Ontology annotation, cellular component: chloroplast thylakoid membrane; chloroplast stroma.